AUGGAUCAACCUCCUAUUGGCGCCAUUGCUUCGGUCACCAGUAUCGAUGGAAAACACCUCAAAAUCGUCGUUGUCGGCGAGAGAGGUCGCAUGCUGGACGUCAAUUGUCGGAUUGGAGAUCAAAGGCCAAACAGCCUAUGCACGACUGGUCCGGGUCGACCACAAGAAUGGGUUUGGAAAGAUAAAGGCGUAGUCGAUACCGUUCAUCCCUACUCGAAGCUUGCUGCCUGUACCAUCGAGCGUCAUAACUUGGCUUGUUUCUUCUAUCAAAUCCCCGAUGGUAGCAUUGUCAUGAGGCGCUGCAGAGUGAAAUCCGAGUGGGAGUGGGAAAGAGGAUUUAUUUCUGUCCUAUCGGGAAAGAGUGAAUACCCUCCCCAAAUCGGGACCAACAUUGUCGUUCAGCCAAGCAUACUGCGCGCCGGGGAUGAUAUCAACCUGACGCUGUUCUACCAAACUUCCUCCGGUCACUUUGCGAUACUGAAGAUGACUGUACGGGGCGAAGUAAAAGGGCCCGUGUUUAGAGGACAACUUAGUUUUCCUAGUUGUACCCCCUUCACAGCACUCACCUCGGGCAGUCAUUUUACGAUCUCUUACAUCACUCUCGAAACGCAAGAAAUAUGGGAAUGCACUGGCACCCUUACCGAUGAUCCUGGGUGCGAGCUCGAAGAAAAUGAAUGUUAUAUAUCAGCCGCCCAGCGUAUGACACUAGAAACACCGCCAACAUCCAAUUUCUUACAAAUGGCUUCACACCAAACCGAGCAAGCGAUUUUCUACUGCAUACUUCCCAACGAGCUCAAAAGCAUAGUCUGGUCGUCAUCCCGCGCCCGCAGGUCCUAUCGGUUUGUGCGCUGCGGAGUAGCGGACACCCCUAUUGCCCUCUGUGGACAUUUAUCAACCUGGUCGAGCCAGAGUAUCCUAUAUGUGGACGUCAACGGAGCAGUCAACAUUGGUCAACUCGAGCCGCUGGAGGUGCCGAAUGGUGGUGUCGAUGUUCCAGAGACAGGGAUAGCCAUAGCACAUCCCGAUCCAUACCAUUCCCCCAGGCCCCAGCCUUCCGCCGAACCCGACCUGGAGCUUCUCGCUGAUCCUUGUCCCGAGACUUCUGCUGAACCAGAUGCCAAUCCCGAUUCCGGCCCGUGCGGUGGUAUUGACGCCAAACCGUGUCCCGAUCUGUGUGCCGAACCCUCCUUUGACUCGAUCUCUGAUUCCUCCUCCGAUGUCUCUGAGGAUGACUUGCAACGCACCGAUCCAUCCGCCGAGCCUUCGGGUCCUUGUCCCGGUCCUUGUCCCGUGGACUUGUCUGAAACUUACCCCGAAUCACCUGCCAAACCAUCUGAAGAUUGUACUCUACCAUGUGCCGACCCUCCUUCGAUCCUCUCCAACCAUGUGAAAACCCAUGUCCUGAUCCCUGCGCGACCACUCCCCCCAAUCCUUGCACUAAUACUAACGCCAGCCCUUGCGCCGAUCCGUGUGAUGGAUCUUUCCCGGACUCCUCCACUGAAUGUUCCGGUUCUUCCGAGACUUGUUCUCAACCGUGUCCUAACCCUGAAUCUGCCCCUGAACAGUGCCCUGGUCCUUGUGCAGAACCAUGUGUCAACCCGUGUCCCGACCCGUGUCCCGAUCCCUGUUCUGGUCCUCGUUCUGACUCAUGUGAAGGUCCUUGUCCUGAACCCCGUGUUGAUCCAUGUGUCGAGUUUCCCUCUGAAUCCUCCUUUGAUUGUUCUGAUUGCUCUGAUUGCUCCAACUGCUCUGAGACUUAUUCCCGACCAUGUCUCGAUCCCCAAACCAAGCCUCCCUCCGAACCAUGUUCUGGACCUUGCCCCGAGCCCCGCGUCGAUUCACCCUCCGAUCCCACUCCCGACUCUAACUCCAAACCUUCUCCCGAUCCAUGUCCCACCCUCACCCGAAGAGUGUAUCAAUCCCAGCGAUGAUCCAUCUACUGAAAUAUGCACGGAUCUUUCCCUGACCUACAAUGGUCCUUGUAAUGGCGAUGCUGAUAACGAUGGGAUAAACAGUCAAUGCGACGACGAAAAUAAGGACUGUGACUCGGAACGAGAGUGUGUUGGGGACAAGACUGGCAUUUGCAAAACUCAAGAUCCCUCUCAAGUCGAAAGAACCACUUGUUCCCCCAGAGGCGAUGAAGGGUGUCCUGAAGACGAUGGAUUGUUGAGGGAAGACCAGGAAAUAGACCUUAUAUCCAAACCAUCUAGUGGUCGGUAUGUUUCACUUCAAGUCCCUGCUAGGCGCUUGGACCAAGUUUCUUCCAUGCACGUGGGAGCGCCAUCGACCGACAAUGGCUUCAAUUCGACUAUGAUGUCCGAAAUUAACUUCAAGCUCUCCAACGAACUCUUUGACGUCGCCAAGGUUGUAUCAGGCCAAACGGCAAAUCUUUAUCCGGGAAUACCAAACACUUCUCUACAACUUGAUUCCCAAUCCGGGCACCGAGGUCAACAAAUGCCUAGGGACUCAAAGGACGGUAUUCGUGACCGUCUGGCGAGAACCCGCAAUCACAGCCUCACUUCAGCGAUCUCUAUGAUUCAUUCAAGCACCUUUGAUUAUCAGCGCACGCGUGCUGAAAAGGAGCUGAUGGCGUACCUGGAUGUCAAGGCGAGCUCUGAGUUGCUGUAUGAUGCAAAGGUUGUAUUCCGUCAUUUAGAUCGAAGUAGCGUCGAUGCGUCUGAGCUCUCCCUUCCGGUUGCAAUGAAACCAUCAGACUGGUAUGAGGCGAGCCAAACCUCUUGGAGCGUAGGCGAGUUUAGCCAAGAUAUUGUAAUGCUCCAAUCCGAAUUGAACCAGAAACUCUCCGAUAUGGACUCUCUUACCGCCCAAUUAGUUCCGUUUAUCCAAUCUGAUUCCGGUAAUCAUCAAGAACUAGAACUGGAAGUCCAAUCUUCAAUCAAGGAGCGCGAUGAACUUCGGCGCGACCUUGAGGCCGAACAUCUAUUUCUCUCCGAUAGUUCUGGUACCAGCUUGCUUGGAUGCGUUCAUUCUAGUCCUCUCAACCAACUUAAUGGCUCAGAUUUCAAUCUCAAAUCGGUCACAGAUCGUUUAAAUGCUAUUAGGGUCAUCGAUCGCAAGGUUUUGAGCCAGACACGCUCGCUUACCAUCAAACGCGCUCGGAAGACAAUAUCAACAUCGUCUAUGCAACUGUGCUCUGAGCGAUACGCGCUCAAUCUUCGGACCUCGAUUGCGCAAGUGCAUCUCCCUUAUUCUAAUGACCCACGCUGGACUAUUGUCAACAUUUCGACCGAGAUUCCGAAUACGACAUGGAGGGAUUCCGCGGUCGGCUUUGGGCUUUGGGCCGGCUACGAAACUAGCACAACCCCGGGGGUCGAAACUGUGAAACUCGACAUCAGCCUCCGGGUUUCUCUUGUCAACUUUGAUCGCAGAGCCUGGUUCAAAUCGGAGUUUAUGAAUCAUUCUGGUCAAUUGAUGAGACUUCCAGAUAGCGAACGUUGGUCAGAGUGGCCUCGUGACGCUCAGACCUCGGAUGAGAUCGUAGAUCGCAUACUCCACGGAUCUUUUGAACCAAGGGGCUCCCUGCCUGCUGUUCCUGCUGGAUUCCAUAACCAAAAAGAUUUGAUGGACCAGGCUGCAGGGGCACAUGGCGUUCUUUGCUUCGAGUUUGCGUCCCAGGCGUCGGCACAUGGGAACGCUGGGGCAAUGCAUAUCAACGAGUAUUUUGAUGGUAUCGUCUUUAGACUUCCCGAGGCGCAGAUUCUUGGCUACGUGAUGCAGUUGACUCCUCCCGAUGUGAGCAUCGAGUACAACAGUGGAAUAGUGGAAUCGAGCAUCGAAACCAUCAUGGAUCAUGUUCAAUAUGGUCAAUGGGCACUCGAAAGAACCGAAGAUUGCAUGUACAAUCAAGGAAUUUGA
Rhizoctonia solani is the source of this 3876-nucleotide messenger RNA. RefSeq lists its product as uncharacterized. The transcript is spliced from 18 exons. Bases 1 to 3876 code for a protein of 1291 amino acids. NCBI's taxonomy places the organism in Eukaryota, Fungi, Basidiomycota, Agaricomycetes, Cantharellales, Ceratobasidiaceae. The record is from RefSeq and is a predicted model, not a curated record.